This is a messenger RNA of Suillus plorans, 660 nucleotides long. RefSeq lists its product as uncharacterized. The transcript has 4 exons. Bases 137 to 535 code for a protein of 132 amino acids. The record is from RefSeq and is a predicted model, not a curated record. NCBI's taxonomy places the organism in Eukaryota, Fungi, Basidiomycota, Agaricomycetes, Boletales, Suillaceae.
GCACAAGAUGCAACUAAAUUUCGUGGUACAGCCUCGGAAUUUCCCCACCAUUCCCACGGGCAUUGUGAAAAUGCUGCGCCACUGCCGCAUGCGACUGCUGCGGUGUUCCUAAACGUACUUAUCCUCCAAACGAGCCAUGGACUGGAGGGUGCUCCGAUUCCUUAUAUGUAUAUCCACGCUCUCAAAGUCACGGUCAGGCGAUAUCAUCGAGAUUCGCAGUACUCCCGGUCUUCUGAUUCCUCCGCAUACAAUGUUAUUUUUAUUUCUUUUUAGUGAACGACUGCGUAGUUGCGGGCAUUGUCUCAAACCUGACGCAGUCAUUGGCACCUUUCUUCGCGUUUAUUUUGCUCGUGUGUGGUCGCGCAGCAGUCGCAGCAUUUUCCUAGUGCCCCAUUGCCAUACUGCUAGUGGCCGCAUCUCACUGCGAUGCCCCUCCAUACACAACACCUGUAUUCAAGUCCCACAACCGAAGCAUCUUGUCAUCUAUAGGGAAAACCUGCGACUGCGCUUGCGCCGCUCUCAUGAUCUUCAAUAACUCAACGGAGUGCGGUGCUUGAAACGAGCUUCGACAUCUGGCUGCAUGCUGACAAUGUGGAGCACGGUCGAGGUAGACUUUGGAGGGAUUGUUGGUGUCUUUCUUUAGGCUGCAGAAACACCCUA